AUGCUCCCUGACCACUUUUGGCCAAUUAUCUUCUUUCUAUGUCUCCUCAUGUCUAUCGGCAUCCUCGCAUGCCUAACAUAUACAGUCUUUAGCAUCAUUUUUGAACGUAAUGCUACCCGCGAGGCUUCUCCGGAUGAAAGAUAUUAUACUUUUGAAAGAUCGGUCACCGGGCCUUUUGAGGAUGAGGCU
This is a messenger RNA of Trichoderma harzianum CBS 226.95, 189 nucleotides long. RefSeq lists its product as hypothetical. The record is from RefSeq and is a predicted model, not a curated record. The transcript has a single exon. The annotation marks the transcript as partial. Lineage: Eukaryota; Fungi; Ascomycota; Sordariomycetes; Hypocreales; Hypocreaceae.